CAAAAAACGGAAAACACACAAAAUAAAUACAAAAAUUAACUUUUAAGCAAAAUCUAAAGGAAAAAAAAUUUUUGCGUACUGCAGAUAAACACCAUUAAUUGAGCGUUUUAUUUUAAGCACAAAUUAAUUAAACAACAACAAUCGCUUUUAAUUAAAACGAUUGUAUAAAUACACCGCCAAACAGGGAUAGCAACAACAACAACCGUAAAAAACCAACACAACAAUAUUUCAUAGCGCAAAGUUAUAACGCAACAAAAAAAAAGUUAAUCAAAAUGGAAGCAAUUGCCAAACACGACUUCUCAGCAACUGCCGAUGACGAAUUGAGUUUCCGCAAAAGCCAAAUUUUAAAGAUUUUAAACAUGGAAGACGAUUCAAAUUGGUAUCGUGCCGAACUAGACAGUAAAGAGGGUCUCAUACCCAGCAACUAUAUAGAAAUGAAAAAUCAUGACUGGUACUAUGGCCGCAUCACACGUGCCGACGCUGAGAAAUUGCUCUCAAAUAAACAUGAAGGUGCAUUCUUAAUACGCAUUAGCGAAUCCAGUCCUGGCGAUUUCUCAUUAUCAGUCAAAUGCCCCGAUGGUGUGCAACAUUUCAAAGUUUUACGCGACGCACAGGGUAAAUUCUUCCUUUGGGUUGUUAAAUUCAACUCGCUCAACGAGCUGGUGGAGUAUCAUCGAACCGCAAGCGUAUCGAGAUCGCAAGAUGUCAAAUUAAGAGAUAUGAUACAUGAAGAGAUGCUCGUGCAAGCAUUAUAUGAUUUUGUGCCACAAGAAUCUGGUGAAUUGGACUUCAGACGCGGCGAUGUCAUCACCGUUACAGAUCGAUCUGAUGAGAAUUGGUGGAAUGGUGAGAUCGGCAAUCGGAAAGGCAUCUUCCCAGCAACCUAUGUAACGCCAUACCACUCAUAAUAGAAUAGAAACUCGUAAAUAAUGAAUAUAUAAAGGAAAAUUUAAAAUAAAUGAAAGAAAAUUAAAAACAAAA
This is a messenger RNA of Bactrocera latifrons, 981 nucleotides long. It is a transcript of the gene drk, whose product is annotated as protein enhancer of sevenless 2B. Gene Ontology annotation, molecular function: protein binding. The transcript is spliced from 5 exons. Bases 273 to 908 code for a protein of 211 amino acids. Lineage: Eukaryota; Metazoa; Arthropoda; Insecta; Diptera; Tephritidae. The record is from RefSeq and is a predicted model, not a curated record.